AUGGCUGCCACCUCUGCCGCCGCACGGGCGCCUUGCGCUGCUUUCGCCCGGUGUGCCCCCACCACCAGCAUUGUCGCCCCUCGCCUGGGCCCCCUGACCCGGCCCGCCUCCCUGAGGUCUACCCGCGGCAGGCGCUCCCUCACCGUGCAGAACGCUGUCAAGUAUGACUACAACACCAAGGUGUUCGAGAAGGAGUUGCUGACCUUCGCCGGGAGCGAGGAGUACAUUUACAGGGGCGGCCGCGACAAGUUCUCCAAGCUGCCCGAGGCCUUUGCCGGCAUCAAGCAGAUUGGCGUGAUCGGGUGGGGCUCCCAGGCCCCCGCCCAGGCCCAGAACCUGAAGGAGUCCCUGGCUGAGGCCGGCAUGGACACCAAGGUGGUCAUCGGCCUGCGCAAGGGCUCCCCCUCCGAGUCCGAGGCCCGCGCCGUGGGCUUCACCGAGGAGGCCGGCACGCUGGGCGAGGUCUUCGACGUCAUCUCCUCCUCCGACUUUGUCAUCCUGCUCAUCUCCGACGCGGCCCAGGCCAAGCUCUACCCGCGCAUCCUGGCGGCCAUGAAGCCCGGCGCGACGCUGGGCCUGAGCCACGGAUUCCUGCUGGGCGUCAUGCAGAACGACGGCGCCGACUUCCGCCCGGACAUCGACGUGGUGCUGAUGGCGCCCAAGGGCAUGGGCCCCUCCGUGCGCCGCCUGUACGAGCAGGGCAAGACGGUCAACGGCGCUGGCAUCAACGCCUCCUUCGCCGUGCAUCAGGACGCCUCGGGCCGCGCGGCCGACGUGGCGGUGGGCUGGGCCAUCGCCACGGGCGCGCCCUUCGCCUUCUGCACCACGCUGGAGUCGGAGUACCGCAGCGACAUCUACGGCGAGCGCUGCGUCAUCCUGGGCGGCGUGCACGGCGUGGUGGAGUCCCUGUUCCGGCGCUACGUGGCGCAGGGCAUGUCUGAUGAGGACGCGUACCUGAACAGCGUGGAGUGCAUCACCGGGCCCAUCACCCAGAUCAUCUCCCGCUCCGGCAUGCUGGGAGUGUACGAGGCGCUGGACGCGGAGGGCAAGGCGACCUUCGAUGCGGCCUACUCGGCGGCCAUCGGCCCCGCCAACGACGUGUGCCGCGAGAUCUACGACGACGUGGCCUGCGGCAACGAGAUCAAGUCGGUGGUGAACGCGGUGUCGCGCUUCGACCGCUACCCCAUGGGCAAGAUCGACGAGACGCACAUGUGGCGCGUGGGCGCCGCCGUGCGCGCGCGCCGCGCGUCGCUGGAGGUCCCCCUCAACCCCUUCACCGCGGGCGUGUACAUCGCCACCAUGAUGGCCACGGUGCAGACGCUGCAGGACGCGGGCCACCCCUUCUCCGAGAUCUGCAACGAGUCCAUCAUCGAGGCGGUGGACUCGCUCAACCCUUACAUGCACGCACGCGGUGUGGCCUUCAUGGUGGACAACUGCUCCUACACCGCGCGCCUGGGCUCGCGCAAGUGGGCCCCACGCUUUGACUACAUCCUCACCCAGCAGGCAUACGUGGCCGUGGACAAGGGCACGCCCGCGGACGCCGAGGCGCUGGCCGCCUUCAAGCACGCCGACGUGCACAAGGCGCAGGAGACCUGCGCCGCCCUCCGGCCCUCCGUCGACAUCUCCGUCGGCGGCGACGACGACUCCACGGGCGUCGGCGCGGGCGCGGCGCGCACCGAGUUCCGCAGCCAGGCCGUCCUGGCCUGA
Molecule: messenger RNA, 1707 nt
Organism: Auxenochlorella protothecoides
Lineage: Eukaryota; Viridiplantae; Chlorophyta; Trebouxiophyceae; Chlorellales; Chlorellaceae
Product: Ketol-acid reductoisomerase, chloroplastic
Exons: 3
Coding region: 1-1707 (568 amino acids)
Biological process (GO): L-valine biosynthetic process
Cellular component (GO): mitochondrion; chloroplast
Molecular function (GO): ketol-acid reductoisomerase activity
Source: RefSeq, a predicted model, not a curated record